Messenger RNA from Lolium rigidum, 647 nucleotides. RefSeq names its product 60S acidic ribosomal protein P2B-like. Bases 105 to 449 code for a protein of 114 amino acids. Gene Ontology annotation, molecular function: structural constituent of ribosome. Gene Ontology annotation, biological process: translation; cytoplasmic translational elongation. Gene Ontology annotation, cellular component: ribosome; cytosolic large ribosomal subunit. The record is from RefSeq and is a predicted model, not a curated record. NCBI's taxonomy places the organism in Eukaryota, Viridiplantae, Streptophyta, Magnoliopsida, Poales, Poaceae. The transcript is spliced from 4 exons.
GCCGAAAUGCAUCGGCCGAAGCCCUAGCCACGCACGAACCCCCUCCGCCGCCACGCUCCCUUCUUCUCCCGUGCGCAGCUCCGAGGUGUUCCUUAGUUACCACCAUGAAGCUGAUCGCUGCCUACCUGCUUGCCCAUCUGGGCGGGAAGCCUUCCCCAACUGCUGCUGAUGUCAAGAACAUCCUGGACUCAGUUGGUGCUGAAGCUGAUGAAAACAAGCUCGAGUCCCUUCUUGCUGAACUCAAAGGCAAGGACAUAACAGAAGUGAUUGCAUGUGGAAGGGAGAAGUUUGCUUCUGUGCCUUCAGGUGGUGGCGCCAUUGCUGGGGGAGCUCCUGCUGCUGCGGCUGCUGGUGGCGGUGCGGCACCUGCUGCAGAGUCGAAGAAGGAGGAGAAGGUUGAAGAGAAGGAAGAAUCUGAUGACGACAUGGGUUUCAGUCUGUUUGACUAAGUACCUCUCGGCCCCCUGUUGUUUACCCUAGUAUCUGUUUUGUGUGGUCUGCUGUGACGGCGUCGUAUUAUGAACCAUUUAGAGAUCCUUGGGACAUUGUAAAUGUCUAGCAUGUGACUUGUGACUUCGUCUGAGUUUUGUUAAGUUGAAUGGUAAUCAGCAGGAGUUCUGUUUCAGCAAUGUUCUGGUGAUUUUGAC